ACUUAGAGGAACUUGACUCUCCUCUUCGUGUACUCCUCUGCCGAAACAUCUUUUCUGCUCCCCAUUUUCUCUGUGAAUCUUUCAGAGGGAAUUAAACCAACCAUGUCUUUUCGCCAAUCCUCGAGUUACAGCAGCAGUAGUGGAGUCGGGGGAAGCAUGAGUGGCAGCGGAGGCAUGGGCUUCGGGGGCAGUGGAGGUCGCCAAUCAUUUUCCUCAAAAUCGAUGGUGGUCAGCAACAGAUCAAACCCAUCCAGGUCAUCCGGCAGCAGCAUGUCAUUUAGUAGGCAAAGCAUGGGUGGUGGUGGUGGUGGUGGUGGCGGCAGCUAUAGUUUUCGUAGUGGAGGUGGUGGUGGUAGUUUCGGUAGUGGAGGUGCAUACGGUGCUAGUUUCGGUGGCGGCAGCAACUUCGGUGCUGGUGGAGGCAUGGCUACUAUCACAGCUGUCCAGUCCAACCAGGCCCUGCUGACCCCCCUGAACCUUACAAUCGACCCCAACAUCCAAACCGUCCGGACACAUGAGAAAGAGCAGAUCAAGACUCUGAACAACCGCUUCGCCAGCUUCAUUGACAAGGUCCGCUUCCUGGAACAGCAGAACAAGAUGCUGGAGACCAAGUGGAGCCUGCUGCAGGAGCAGACCACCUCACGCUCCAACAUCGACUCCAUGUUCGAGGCCUACAUCGCCAACCUGCGCAGGCAGCUGGAUGGGCUCGGCAAUGAGAAGGGCAAGCUGGAGGGAGAGCUGAGGAACAUGCAGAACAUGGUGGAGGACUUCAAGAACAAAUAUGAAGAUGAAAUCAACAAGCGUGCCAACGUGGAGAAUGAGUUUGUUCUCCUUAAGAAGGAUGUCGAUGGUGCAUACAUGAACAAGGUUGAGCUGGAAGCCAAGGUGGACUCCCUUCAGGAUGAGAUUAACUUCCUCAGAGCCGUCUAUGAGGCGGAGCUUCGUGAGCUCCAGGGACAGAUCAAGGACACCUCAGUCAUUGUGGAGAUGGACAACACCCGCAACCUGGACAUGGACUCUAUUGUGGCUGAAGUCAAGGCCCAGUAUGAGGCCAUCUCUCUUGCCAACCGUCAAGAGGCUGAACAGUGGUAUCAGCAGAAGGUCACUGAGAUGCAGACGAACGUAGGCACUGCCGGGGAUGAUCUCCGCAGCUCCAAGAGUGAGAUUGCUGAGCUCAGCCGCAUGAUUAGCCGCCUCCAGAAUGAGAUUGAGUCAGUCAAGGGACAGCGCUGCAACCUGGAAGCCCAGAUUGCUGAGGCUGAGGAGCGUGGUGAGCUGGCCGUGAAGGACGCCAAGGUCCGCAUCAGGGACCUGGAAAAAGCCCUCCAGACAGCCAAGCAGAACAUGGCCCGCCAGGUCCGCGAGUACCAGGACCUGAUGAACAUCAAGCUGGCUCUGGAGAUUGAGAUCGCCACCUACAGGAAACUGCUGGAAGGAGAGGAGGAGAGAAUCAUCAACGGCGGUGCAACUGCAACCAUCCACAUACAGUCCUCAGGUGGAGGCGGAGGCGGCGGCGGCAGCUAUGGCGGUGGCGGCGGCUAUGGCGGCGGCGGCUAUGGCGGCGGCGGCGGCUCCAGCUAUGGAAUGUCAGGUGGUGGCAGCAGCUACGGAAGCAGCAGCUACGGCGGCGGCGGCGGCGGCAUCAUCAAAAUGAGCACCACAAGCUCCUCACAAUCCCGCCAUUAUUAAAAACGGCAGCUGUCUUUCUUUCCAUUCUUCAUCUUCUACACUUUAAUUCUCCUCCUCAUGUUCUCCUCCUCCUCUCCCUGACAACCACUCAUAAAUGCCUCAAAAUAUCCCCAUCACCUCACUCCCUGGAGACAGUGCAGCCUCAGAAACAUCCACAUUUGUCCGGUAUCAGCGGGCAGAUCCAUGUAAUGGAACGUUUGUUUUCUUUACUGGGUUGCUACUUCCUCCGGCACCACAUACAUGCGGAGAGUCAAGUUGAGGCAGAAUAAUUAGUGGACCAUCGAUCAGUCAGCCUGGCCGUCUUUUGGUGUCUGGAUCCGCUGUCAUGCAGUGCACUUGUAGUGUCAUGACGGAGGAUCCUCAAAACCCAACAAUACUUGCACACGCAAUGCCAACAGCAGUUCUUAGAUUAGUCCAGAAGGAGGUCUAGAGGUUGAUGUUCUUGCAUUUAUGUCUCUUCUGUUGUCUCACAGCGGGGACAUUUUGUUGUGCAUCGUGACAUCACAAAAGCAGCCACGUACAAGACUCUUAUAUUCAUUUGUUUGGGACCCUCUUUCCUGUCUCCUGUUACAAGAGAAAAUACUUUCACUUCCAUUCUGAAUGAGAAAUAAACUUGGAUUGGGCUGACUGGGAGAAGCAGGUUUAUUGUAACAUUUGUUUGGAAUAAAUCUGAUGUCAUAUACA
This is a messenger RNA of Pseudoliparis swirei, 2373 nucleotides long. Its product is annotated as keratin, type II cytoskeletal cochleal-like. The record is from RefSeq and is a predicted model, not a curated record. Gene Ontology annotation, cellular component: keratin filament. Gene Ontology annotation, biological process: intermediate filament organization; keratinization. The transcript has 9 exons. The coding region runs from base 103 to 1689 and encodes 528 amino acids. Lineage: Eukaryota; Metazoa; Chordata; Actinopteri; Perciformes; Liparidae. Gene Ontology annotation, molecular function: structural constituent of skin epidermis.